AUGACGUGUCCGUUUCGCCGAGCAUCCUCCCAACAUCAGUUUGCAAAUGGCAGUGGAUCCAGUACAAAGAAACCAGAAUUCAGAUCUCGACAGUCCUCGGUACACCUUCCAGGACCUGAAGAGGAAGAUGGCGAGAGAAACACCCUCACACUCAAAAACUUGAGUGAAGCACUCCAACUUCUUACAGCACCUUCGAGUUUAUAUAGAAGCACUCUUAAAGAUUGUGAGUACGCAUAUGUGAGCGCCAUGUUCGAGACGACAAAGGAUUAA
Messenger RNA from Spodoptera exigua (beet armyworm), 270 nucleotides. NCBI's taxonomy places the organism in Eukaryota, Metazoa, Arthropoda, Insecta, Lepidoptera, Noctuidae. The record is from the annotation of a GenBank genome assembly.